ACUUAGUGGCCGAUAAACCUUUUUUGGCCGAUUUGGAUGCUGAUAAACAAAAAGAUUCUACUGAUGAAAGUAUGGGAUUGGAGGAUUUAGGUUUGAAUAUCAAAGAUUAUGGGACCAAGGUUAAACUCUACAAAACUGGUUCUGAUAAGAGAAAUUUUGCCAAUAAAUUACACAAGAAUUUUACUGCUGAUGAAACCAACGAUCCUAAUAAGUUGCUGCUAGCAGACUUACAAGCCAUAGCUCCUAAUGCCGACCCAAAUGUUAAUGAUCAUUUUAUUUUUGACACUAACUUUGCUUUGCCCGAAAGUGAAGAAGAGAUGCAAUUAAUUUGUGAUGAAUUGGAGGCGGCUAAGUUGGAUAGCGUAAUGGCGGGUCGAUUAUUACAAGAAAAGAUUGACCAAAUUGCCGAUGAAAAACAAACUAUUGUUGCUGAUAUAAAGGUUAAGGAAGGGGAAAUUGAGGGUUUGAUUGGGGAGAUUUUAACUAAAAAACGAGAACGAUUAACUGCUUAUAAUAUCAGUAAAGGAUUUGCUAAAACCACCGAGGAUAAUCGUCGCUCUUUAUCAGAUCUCUACCAAAUCCAACAAUUACUUUACGAGAUUAGAUAUUUAGAAAAUGAUGGCGAUGCUACUGCUAAUAGUUCAAUAACUGAGGAAAAUACCGCUUUAACUGAAAUAGAAACUAUUUUAGAAGAAGCAGGUUAUUAUGGAGGAACAACCACUUAUUUAGUGAGUUACUUCCAGAAUUUGGCUUUUGUAGCUGGAGACCCAGAGAAAUUUGACAUCCCCCAAGCCAUCAGUCGCAUAAAAGCCGGUAAAUAUAAAGAUAGUGAAGGCAAAGAACAGGAUGUCCGCUUAUUUGGUGACUUAACCAAGUUUAAAACUCAUUUUGAAAAUAAAGAAAAGUUGGUAAAACUAACUGAGUGGGAAUUGGAAGCCAAACAGGCAAUUGAAAAAGCCUUAAAUCAGGAUGAUAACCAGCAGGAAAAAUUAAGCCAAGUAAAAAAACACGGCAAAAUUGCUGACGUGGAAAGGUUGAUUAAAAAAGUCUUUGCAGAUGGCAAAAUCAAGUCUGAAUUCUUGGAAGAAAUCAAAAAGUCAGAUGCUACUUUAGUAGAUUUAAAAUCCCUUCUCCAAAAAGAACCCAAAGACAUUAUUACUUAUAUUGCUCGUUUUGAAUAUAAUCAACUACCUGACACGGGAGAUGAAAAAAAUAAACAAAAAACCCAGAAAAAAAGAAGAAUUGCCAAAAAGUUGAGUAAAACUAAUGAAAGCGAACUUAAAGAUGAAGAAUUAAACGAGAGUCUUUGUAAAAUAGAAAUAGGAGAAUUAACUAUUGACAAUACUAAAUAUUACAAGGCGGAUUUGAGUGAGAUUACCACUAGCGAGCAAGAAGAACAAACCUUUUGA
Molecule: messenger RNA, 1409 nt
Organism: Racocetra persica
Lineage: Eukaryota; Fungi; Glomeromycota; Glomeromycetes; Diversisporales; Gigasporaceae
Source: the annotation of a GenBank genome assembly